Molecule: messenger RNA, 3869 nt
Organism: Chrysemys picta bellii (western painted turtle)
Lineage: Eukaryota; Metazoa; Chordata; Testudines; Emydidae
Source: RefSeq, a predicted model, not a curated record
GGCUCUGUCUGGGGCACUCAGAAUGGAUCUGGCUGUUGUGUUUUAGCCCCUUCUGUAGCUAACACUACCCUAGGACAGGUUUUUGCAGUGACUCUCCUUUCCAGUUCUCUGAUUACUGUUUUGUUUAACAAACAUUUCCCCUCCUAUCCUUUCUAGAUCUAUGCAAGUCCGCUGAGCUACGUAGCACACUGGAUCUGCAGUUUCAGGGAACCUAUGCCAAUGUACUCAACUGAGCAUACAGCUAAAGCAAGAGAGAACCCCACAAAGAAGUUAGUGAUGAAAGAAAAGGCUUUGGGGUAUCCUAAGACCUUAAGAAUGCUAAGAAAAAUAACAGGGCUUUUCUGUCCCAAUGACUUGCAGCUGUUCAGACAGUGAACUCGUGUCUCACCCUCAUGUCCACCAACUCAGCUCUUGUUUAUUCUGGAUAUUCAUCAAUGGAGUCAUUUUCUCAAACAUGGCAUAAGUUUUUCAAAAAAACAAACAUACUCCUCCAAUGAAACUAACAAAAAAGGUAGGCGGGGACUCGACUGAGUGAAAUCAGCUCAGGGGAAACGACACAGCCCAUAUUUAACUGAACUUGCAAAGAGACCGAGACAGAGAGAGACUAGAGGCAGCUGUGAAGAGACCAUGGCAGGGUUUCAUGUCCAUAGUGUCCUGGUGACAAGAUCCAAUCGGGGAAUUGGCCUGGAGCUGAUCAAGCAUUUUAUUGGGAAACCGAACCCACCAGAAGUGAUCUUUGCCACCUGCCGGGACCCAGAGGGAGUGCGAGCGCAGGAACUAAAAAAAUUGGCUUCCAAGCACCCAAACAUUGUGAUUCUGCAGCUAGAAGCUACAGACUCAGCGAGCAUCGAGAGCGCUGCAAAGAAAGCUGAGGCCCAUCUGGGAGGAACUGGCCUAAAUUUGCUGAUAAAUAAUGCUGGCGUUAUGCCACCAAGCACACUUGAGUCAGCCACUCCUGAAGAUAUGUUAAGCGUCUAUAACACAAAUGUUAUUGGGCCACUGUUAGUGACCCAGGCGUUCCUGCCCUUGCUGAAGAAGGCUGCCCAGGGAAGCAACCAGAAAGGGAUGAGCUGCAGCAAGGCAGCCAUUGUCAACAUCUCCACUGUUCUGGGAUCCAUUGAGAAAACUCCUGAAACAUUCUCCUUCAUGCCAGUAGUCUCCUACCGCUGCAGCAAGGGACCAUCCUCAAGCAGUUAUAAUCCACCAUACUGGCCAGACUUCUUCUGAAGCGAGAUGGAUGUGGAACUACAAAGACGUUGGAAUCUUCAUACUCUCCCUGGGAAGUUCGCUGCCCUCACAAGUUCCACCACACUUGGCUCCAACGAUGCUAAGUCUCUUGAUCUUACAAUCUCCUAUUGCCUCCACCCCACAGCUUGUAAAUGCCCAUGUGCAUUGAGCUCCCAACAGGCAUGUUCUCACCAUGCGUCCAGUGGCCAUCUUGAUGGAAUUUCUUCCUGCAUGUGCAUUCUGCUGCUCUCUCCAACACCCCAAGCUUUGUUUUAAGACCAAUAUUUUUCAGCCACCCUAUUGCUCACCUGAAGGGUUCCAAGGUGCUGAGCAAACCCUCCAAAUGAUUACUCCUGGGGGAAUCCUGCACCAAAAAAAUAAAAAGUCUAUGCCAAACAUUUAAAAAUUCUGCGCAAAAUAUUUUACAAUUUUGCAAAAUUCUGCAUUUUAUUUGUCAAAAUAACACAAUAUAAUCACUCCAGUUUCAAUUAUUUUUGUAAUUUAUUUCAAAAUACUUGUCAACAAGUAUGUCAACAAUAUAGACAACAGCAAUAAAGAUUCCCCCAGGAGCAGAGAGUUAAAGAAACCCCUAUGUCAACCCAGUUCCAGUUGGGGGGUGAUGGAGGAGGCUGUGUGGGGCCCCCAGAGCCCAGACACUUGCACUCACUUCCCCCCAGAGCCCAGCUGUGGGGAACCCCACAGCCCAGACACCUCCAUCCUGCUAGAGCCCAGCUGUGGGGCAUCCCCCGCCCCAGACACCAGGCCCCCCAAAGCCUUUACCCCCCCACAGCUUUUUUACUGUCCGCCAGGGGACGUGGUGUGGUGCAGCCCUGACCUUCCUUGCCCUUUUCUAGAGCUGGCUGGAUCUCCCAGGCCCUCUCCUGUCCUCAGGAGAAUGAGUAUCAAGCAGAGCAUGCAGCCUCCAGCCCAGCCAGGCUGGGCACUCCAGCUCCUCUCACUGUGAGCUGGACUCUGCUGCAGAGUCCAGUGGCCCCUAGUGGUGACCAGCAGCUCUGCAGCCCCAAUUUUGCGAGGGAAACAGGGAAUUCUGCGAAAUUCUGCAUCACGCAUUUCUAUGGUGGGCAAAAGGAGACCUGAGUGCACACAGUGAAUGUGUAAAGUGGGUCUUGCUCCUGAGGAGCCGCCGUUGAAAUGCAGGGGUAUAAAGUCAGCUGAUAGGGGCUCUCCUCACAUCCCUUCCACCAGUGUACUAGGGGUGGGUUUUAUCCAUUAAAGUCAAUGUGGGCUGUGUGACUAAGCCCCAGCAGACUAACGGGCUCUGUUCAUCCCAGCCAGGACAGCACGGCAAUAGUGGCUUGGCAGAUUGUGGCCCCCCUGUGUCCGCUGCAUCAGGGACCAGGCAAGUGUCAGAAUCGCCGGCCCCAGCGCGAUAACAGAGGGUGCCAGCUCUAAACCGUCCGGCCAUUAAGCUGCCCCACAGCAAACAAAUGGUUAUUGCAGCUCCCCUCUAAUGGGUGGUUUGUGCAAUUCAAAAGAGAACUGGCUCCAGCCUCUACCCAGUAAUCCAGGAAAAUCUGGAAGGAGGCUGCCCAGGGGUGGGAGACAGGCUGGCAGCAAGCAAGGCAGACCCAGACCCAGAAAAGAAGAUUAAGAAAUAAGUAGCAGUUAAGUUUGGAGCUUAAGAGUCGAGGAGUAUGGGACACUGAAGUUGCUACUGACAGAAGUUGGAGACAAAAUGUUGUGGGAAAGUGAGAGCUAGCAAGGACAUGGCCCAGGUUAUCCUCCACAUGUCCCACUAAAAUAAAUCCAACCCACAGGUCACUUGGGCAGAAGUAUCAAUGUCAGGAUGCUACAUUGUUAGCACAGUAAAUGAAGCUGCAAAAUCAAUGAUGUUUAAAUGACCUUAGUCUAUUUUUUACAAUCCUGCAUUAAGAGGUAAUUGACACAGAUGUACACCAGGCAGGGUCGUUUGGAAGCCGAAGACUUUAUGUUUCCAUCCCACACCACUGUCAAGUUUUAGCAAAUUAGGACAAGUCAGCAAAUAAGAACAACCUCAGAUAUCAGUAAAUGCUACAGGUAGCAAAUCCCUACAUGUUUCUGGCACUACACCUGUGCAGCUCUCCUCCCUGGCUCUUCUUGGGCUCCUGCUCUCUCCUUAGCUUGGCCCCACUCUGGCCCAGGUAGUUCCAGCUGACAUGGAGGAUGGGACCCUCUGGCCUGGUGACUCCCACAUUAGACUGCUUGCCCUGUCAGUCAGGCUGACCUGGAGCUUUGGCCUCUCCCCAUUGACCCUGAGGACUGUGUAGUCUCAGGGUCCUCAUUUCCCAUUGUCCCUUCCCCCUUCUAUUGGUACUGGGAACCAGACAACCAAAAAACUCCACUAAGUUUUAGCAUAAGGGGCCAACAGUCCCCUUACACAAGCCAGCCCCGUAAGGGUCACAGAUGUCCAACAAAGCCAGCACAAGCUGGUCCCAUGUUUUAAUGGUCAGCACUCAGGACUCUGCCUCCUACAAUCUGAGUUCAAAUCUUGGUGGAACCUUGCGGAAAAGCCGUGGAGCUCAAAGUGCUUGUGACGUUGCACUCUAUAUGAUUUUAUGAAAAUAUGCUAAUAUAAUUGGAAUAUGCUUCAUGCAAAAGGUUUCUUGUAAGCAGGGCCGGCUCCAGGUUUUUUGCCGCCCCAA